CUUUUCUGUUUCCUCCUUGCAAACAAAAAAGAUUCUUUAUCACUUCCAGCGAAGGUAAAGCGCAUUCCUCGUGACUGAGCGUUACUUCUCUAUUCUUCUCUCUUCCGGUUUUAUAUCUGCUUCAACAUAACCCAUUGAUUAGCAGUCAGGGGUGGUCGGGAAAUGACGUCAGAUGGAGCAACUUCCACAUCAGUUGCUCGGAGAAAGCCGACGUGGAGGGAGAGAGAGAACAACCGGCGAAGAGAGAGGAGGAGAAGAGCUAUGGCUGCUAAAAUAUAUACUGGGUUAAGGGCUCAGGGUAAUUACAAUUUGCCCAAACACUGUGAUAAUAAUGAGGUCUUGAAAGCACUUUGUAUGGAGGCUGGUUGGGUUGUUGAAGAAGACGGCACUACUUAUCGCAAAGGAAUGAAGCCACCCCCAAUUGAUAUAGCAAGCACCUCAACCAGGAUCACUCCUUACUCUUCCCAAAAUCCAAGUCCUCUAUCUUCAGCCUUCCAAAGUCCAGUUCCUUCCUAUCCAUCUAGCCCUACUCGUGCUGACCCUAAUAAUUCAGCUAAUCUCUUUCCGCUUCUCCGAAAUGUAAUCCCUUCGUCUCUUCCUCCUCUCCGGAUCUCAAAUAGUGCCCCUGUAACUCCACCUCUAUCAUCACCAACAAAACAUCCUAAACCAAUUCCCAACUUUGAUUCAAUUGCUAAAGAAUCAAUGUCGGCCUUCAAUUACCCGUUCUAUGCUAUUUCUGCUCCAGCUAGUCCAAUACACCGUCAGUUGUAUGCCCCGGCAGCUACUAUACAUGAAUGCGAUGAAUCUGAUUCAUCCACUGUUGAUUCUGGUCACUGGAUAAGCUUUCAGAAGUUUGCAACAUCCAUGUCUGGAGUACCAACCUCUCCUACGUUUAACCUCAUGAGGCCUGUGGCUCAACAAGUCGUUACUGAUGAUGUGAUUAAGGAGAAGGGGCGAGGUCCAGAGUUUCAGUUUGAGAGUGCACCUGUGAAGCCUUGGGAGGGGGAGAAGAUUCAUGAGGUAGGAAUGGAUGAGCUGGACCUUACACUUGGAAUCGGGAAGACUCAGAGUUAAGCUGAGUGUGGCAAGUGAAUGUCAUUGUGAAGGAAAGAGGAGAAUGUGAUUUUCUAGUUAGUUCUUGAUUCAUGCAGUUGGGAGUUGAAAGGGUAUUUACGGUAUGGUCACCCCAACUGAUUCAAAGAGAUCUCAGUUCCUCAGAGGAUGUUCUUGCAAUGUUAAUGAAGUUUUAUUAUUUUAUUUUCUUUUUUCCUUUUGUCGUUUGAUGCUCACAUUCCCUGUUGAGAUGUUUGGGAGACCAGAUUUUUCAGAAGCUUUACAAUGUAGAUGUAGAUACUGUGGAAUGUUAUUGUCUUGUUUGAAAAAAUUGUUUGUGGAAUUUGGUAAACAUCAAUUUUUACGAAUCAAAAUGUAGAUGGCCUGCCUUGUUAA
Mangifera indica (mango) is the source of this 1449-nucleotide messenger RNA. Its product is annotated as protein BRASSINAZOLE-RESISTANT 1-like. The record is from RefSeq and is a predicted model, not a curated record. Gene Ontology annotation, molecular function: DNA-binding transcription factor activity. Bases 163 to 1074 code for a protein of 303 amino acids. Gene Ontology annotation, biological process: DNA-templated transcription; brassinosteroid mediated signaling pathway. Lineage: Eukaryota; Viridiplantae; Streptophyta; Magnoliopsida; Sapindales; Anacardiaceae. The transcript is spliced from 2 exons.